AUGCCACAGCAGCAGCAACAAGCAAGCAUCUCUUGUCCUGCUCCCAACUUUCUUGAAGACCCUGACAUGACCGAAGAACAAAAACAAAUUAUUAUGAAACGCAUUCACGAAGUAAGGUCAAAAUAUGAAGCAUUUGUGGAAAAAGAUAUAAGCCAAAAG
Racocetra fulgida is the source of this 159-nucleotide messenger RNA. NCBI's taxonomy places the organism in Eukaryota, Fungi, Glomeromycota, Glomeromycetes, Diversisporales, Gigasporaceae. The record is from the annotation of a GenBank genome assembly.